AUGGACGAGGGAGCGUCUGCACUGGCGGCGCUCCGCUGGAUUUGGGCGGCCUCAGAUGUGGAGAAGAUGCCCGGGGGCUUGCAGAAGGCAUUGGGUGGACAGUGGAACGCACGGUACUUGGUGCUGGGCUCCCACACGAGCUGCCUGCACUGGUUCCGGGACGCGGGGCCGGAGGCCAUCCUGGGACCGGAACGGGGACACGUCCAGCUGAAGGAGGUGUACAAAGUGGAAACCGCCCGGGACGACGACGACGCGAAGCGUCGGCUGCUGCUUUACAACGCCUCGGGGGAGCCCAUGCUGACCUUCCGGACUGAGGCCAAGGCGGCCGAUGCCUGGGAGAAGGCCAUCCUGAAGGCCAAGGCGCGCCACACCGAGACGUGGCCCAGCUGCAUCGCGGCGGCGUACCAUCGGACGGUGCAGCCACCAGAGCUGCUGGAGGUGGACGAGUGCAUCGAGUAUGAUGACGCCAAGCUGCCUGUCAUGGGCUUGGUCACUGAAACCCAGGAGUCCGUGGCUGGCCUGCAGUGCUUUCCACAGACGCGACCCCGGGUACGGCUGCUGCUGCUGUGCCGCAACAAGCUGAUGCGAUUCGAGCCCAGGGACCAAGCCUUGCUGGGCGAGCGCAAGGGGGAGAUCCACCUGAAUGCUGUGACCACGGUGACCUCGCAGGGCUCCUAUGUCAUCCUGGAGCAGCCAAGGGCACGGCUCACGUUUAAGACGCCGCAGCCCAAAGAGUGGGCGGAGGUCUUGAAGGAUGCCGACGCUUUCCUUUGCCCCACCCCUACGAAUGGAUCUGCCAGAUCCACCGCCGGCGGGCGCUUGGGGGAGGUGGCUCAGCGGCUGCGGCAACAAUCCGGGCGACUGCUCUGGGUGAAUGCGCUGGUCGUGUUGAGCGUCCUCCUGCAGGGCACCCCAUUUUUCUACCCGUGUUUGCUGAUUGCCAACCUCCUCGUGCUCGCAUGGGGCUGGAGCUGGAAGGCAGAGGCACCCCCUCCGCUGGUGGCCAGCGCCCAAGACUUGGCGAAGGCGUUGCGGCCCAUGACGCUGGGCUCCUCGGAGGGCUGUGUGGGGGAUGGAGACGCCACCGUGAUCUUGGUGCGCGGGCCCGGCUACGGCUUCUCAAAGAAGAAGGUGGCCUCGCAGAAGGCGGUGUAUGCUUUACAGCAGGUGCUUUUCCUCAGCCCAGCGGACGGGAAGUACUGCCACGUGGCCAGCGGCCUGGAGCUGUUCUCAACGGACUCCGAGUUCCCAGCCUUGAUUGUCAACGUCCAAAUGCCCGAUGGGCCUCCGAACAUGAUGGCAGACGCCCGGGCCAAGUGCAACUCCAUGGUCUUUUGCUUCAAGGUCGCCGAGGACCCGAGCUGCCAGGACCCGGCGUUGCAGCUCUUGCGGCGAUUCUGGCAGGACCCACAGGCCCUGAAAGGCAAACUGAAGGUGCUGUGCCAGCUGGGAGCCUCUGGCGCUUUGCCCGCGGCCCUGCAGAAAAUCAACGGGAAACCUGCGCUCUUGGGCAAGGCGGCCUCGGUAUACCGAGGGGACAGCUACGUGGAGGUGGACGUGGACACCAGCGCCUCGGUGCAACGAAGCCGGGGUCUCCUCCAAUUUGAUGAAGGGUAG
Molecule: messenger RNA, 1617 nt
Organism: Effrenium voratum
Lineage: Eukaryota; Dinophyceae; Suessiales; Symbiodiniaceae
Source: the annotation of a GenBank genome assembly